Messenger RNA from Etheostoma spectabile (orangethroat darter), 794 nucleotides. RefSeq lists its product as uncharacterized. The record is from RefSeq and is a predicted model, not a curated record. The transcript has 4 exons. Lineage: Eukaryota; Metazoa; Chordata; Actinopteri; Perciformes; Percidae. Bases 309 to 704 code for a protein of 131 amino acids.
UUUCAGUCUGGACCAAGACAGUGGGACUGCAAACACAAACAUGUCUGAGUUCCCAGCGACCAGUCCAGUGGUUCCAUCCCACCGUCGCCACGGUUACACACACAGGACAGAGGGAAGAUAAAUGUGCCAGGGAACUCCGUCUCCAUAACGACAGUAAACAGGUCUGUCAGUGUGGCUUACACACAGGUGAAACAUUAGCCGGACAGAGAAAAGAAGCCACACACGCACGCACAUUGUAUCUGACACUCACACACACACACACACACACACACACACACACACUCACACACUCACAGUGGUCAGGACAGAUGGCGGAUUCCCAGCGAACAUCUGAGCCCAUCAACGCUGUGCAUCAAGAUGAAAUCUGGAAAUCACAUGUAAAAGUUGAGAAAGAUUUGGCAGAAGUCUGGCCCAACAAGUGGGGCUUCCUCACCGAGGCCUACAAGGAGUACGAGAGGGAGAGUGUGAAGAUGAAGGAGGUGGUCAAAGUGGAUCUUCCCCAUCACCUGGCAGAACGACCUCCAACCCAUCCAGAAAAACUAAUCCAUGUCGGAGCCUCUCCUCCAGUUCCUCAGACAACUCAGGCCCUGAUUGGUUGGCGUUCAGGUCAUCCGCAUCUUCAACUGGAAAAGUAUGCCACAGUGCACCAUGGGAGGCGUAGUUUUCUGAAGGAGCUGGGCUGGCCUUUAGACGCUUGCAACUGACUUGAAGCCACCAUUCUGUGUCAUCUUGGCUAAUCACUGACUCAGUGAGUCAGAGGAUGUAGCAAUAAAUAAAGACAUAAACUAAACCAA